This is a messenger RNA of Vespa velutina, 2284 nucleotides long. Its product is annotated as U2 small nuclear ribonucleoprotein auxiliary factor 35 kDa subunit-related protein 1. The transcript is spliced from 5 exons. The coding region runs from base 313 to 2187 and encodes 624 amino acids. Gene Ontology annotation, cellular component: U2AF complex; spliceosomal complex. NCBI's taxonomy places the organism in Eukaryota, Metazoa, Arthropoda, Insecta, Hymenoptera, Vespidae. The record is from RefSeq and is a predicted model, not a curated record. Gene Ontology annotation, biological process: mRNA splicing, via spliceosome. Gene Ontology annotation, molecular function: metal ion binding; pre-mRNA 3'-splice site binding.
GAGCACAUAGUGCUGUAAUUUUCAUGAAUUUACAGUCCUGCUUCAAUAAAAAAAUAUAUAAAAUACUACAGUUCUGUGUCUUCUUCGUUCGUCUUCAAUGUUUACAGGAGAGAAACUUUUUUCUUAAAGGUUAAUGAGUAUGCAAAGAAAGAAACACUUUUAUAUUUAGUUAUAGUUCAUAAGCGAAAUGGUGUCGAACACAUGUCGUUCAAAGAGUUUUGUUGCAUGGUUCGUCUCAUUUUGAAAGGUUAGAACACAUACAGAAACGAAUCGAAGUUAGUUUAGUGUUAAAAAAAAAGAAGAUGCUAACUGAUGGAGGUUCGUUCAUCGGUAUCGUGCAGUCAUAAAGCAUGGAGACGUAUUGCAAAGAGAGAACGACGCAGACGUUUACGUUGUAAAGCUGCAAAGGAGCGAGAAGCAGACGAAGAACGAUUGAGGGCAGCACUCGAACGUACCGCGGAAUAUUUGAAUUGGUGCAAAGAAAAGGAACAGCGCGAGAAAGAGGAAGAAGAAUUAGAAAAACGAGAACACGAAGAAAGAGAAAAAUUGUGGCUCGCAGAAGAGGUUAAAGCACAAAAAGAAUGGCAUAUCCUUCAAGAACGAAAGGCAAGAGCUAGACAACAGCAAUUAGAGCAAGAAGAAAAAAUUCGAAAAGAGUUUGAGGCUAAACAAGAAAUUAUACGUAAAAAAGAAGAGGAAGAGAAACGUAAACGAGAAGAGGAGAUAAAACAAAGGGAACUACUGCAAAAGGAAAUCGAUGAUUAUAUAGAUGAGGGAAUAAAAACGCCUGAGGCUCUUAGAAAAACUAUCGACAGUCAACCUGGCAAAGAACUUUGUCCCUUCUUUUCUAAAACAGGUGCUUGCAGGUAUGGAGAUACAUGUUCCAGAAAUCAUCGUCGAGUUUGCUUAAGUAAGAUUCUUCUAAUACCUAAUUUUUAUUCACACUUUUCUCUGGAAAAGAAUACAACAGAAUAUGAUACAGACAUUGCAUUGGAAUUUGAAAAUUCUGAAACCAGACAACACUUUUGUGAAUUUUAUAAUGACGUUGUACCGGAAUUGGAAUUUCUAGGAAGAAUUAAGACUCUUAAACUAUGUUGCAAUACUGAAAUUCAUUUACGCGGUAAUUUGUACGUUGAGUAUUGUACAGAACGAGAAGCUGCGAAAGCAUUGAGAAAGCUAAAGGGUCGUUGGUACGCCGGCAGACAAUUGAAUUGUGAAUUUGCUAAUUUGAAAUCGUGGAGAAGUGCUGUGUGUGGUAUGUUAAAGUGUCCUAAAGGUAGAGCUUGCAACUUUCUGCACACUUUUAAAAAUCCUCAUGCUGAAUAUGAUAUCAAAAGUCCACCUCGUUAUUCAAAAGCUGUUGGUUCAGAAAGUAAUAGUAAAAGAAGUGAACAAAGAAAUAGAUCUACAUGGGAAGAAUACAUUUAUGAUGAAACUGAUGAAAGUAGAAAUUGGAGAUGGUCAGAAUCACCUGAAAUAGAAACACCUGAAAAACGUUUAAGAAAUAGUGAAAAACAAUACAGACAUACAAACGAAAAAAAUGGUCAUCGUUCUUCUAGAUACGAUAAAAAACAAGAUCGAAGUUCCAGAAGUUCCAGGAGAUUUAAAAAAACGUCUACAGAAAGAAAAAAUCAUCAUUCAAGUUCAAUUAGAUCUCGAAGGUGUUACGAGAAGAAACAUGAUAAUGACGAUUUUCAUAAGAACAAACGAUCCUUCAAAAAGUAUUCUAAUGAAAUAAAAAGGGAAUAUGAUAAUAGUGAUGAAAGUUAUGAAAGAAUGAAGACAAUUUCAAAAAAGUGCAAAUAUUCAAGAACAUAUUCUACAGUUGGUAACCAGGAUGAUGAAAAUACUAAAUCUAAGUCGAGACAAUCAGAGGAACAUGAUGAUUUUAAUUUUUCGAGUUUAAAAACCGAGAAUGACAUCAAUAGGCUUACAUCGGAAAAUAAAGAUAACGAUGUAAAAAAAAGGAAAAAGGAACCUAAAUCAAAGUGGGACAGUAAAAAUUUCGAUGAUACGUCUCUAGAAAGUGUAAACUCGAGUGAUUCUGAUUCUUCGUCUGAUAAUAGUGAAUUACGUAGGACUAUAAAUAAACGAUCUCCGGACGGUUGGACGACGACCGACUCUGAUAAUGAAGAAGAUAAUAAACGGAAAAUUUGUGAAAUCAAGAUUUUCUUAAGUCAACUAUAAUAAUCGUCUACAUUAUCUACCUCUGUUCAUCGAAUAGUGGCAUACAUAAAAAUAUUUUUUAAUUUGAUAACGGUCGUUAAUGUACGUGAAUUGUAGC